This is a messenger RNA of Ciona intestinalis (vase tunicate), 534 nucleotides long. Lineage: Eukaryota; Metazoa; Chordata; Ascidiacea; Phlebobranchia; Cionidae. The record is from RefSeq and is a predicted model, not a curated record.
AUGGCAACAGAGCAACUUAGCACUUCUACGCCUAAUUUUGCUUGUGGCUCUGUAUUUCGAAACUUCGAGGAACACGAGUUUAGUGAAGUUGCGUACCAAGUUGGGUAUGGGGGAUUCGGCAGAGUUUUUCAUCGUAAGUGGAAUAGAGGUCUUCAAGUCACGGAUGUUGCGGAAAAAGUGCUGAUAGAGCACAGGAUAGAAGAAAGGUACGCCCGAAAUAUUCUACAAGAGGCGGAAAUGCUAUGCUUGAUUAAACACGAACACGUGGUCAAAUUGUUUGGAGUGAAGCACACGGACAGUUCAUUUAGUCUAAUCAUGGAAUUCGUUCAACAUGGUUCGUGCACGGACUUUUUCAAGUCCGUACAAUUGUCCAGGGAACACCUUUGGAAACUAAAAUACCGUAUUGCUUUACAGGUGUCGGAAACUAUGGAAUACUUACAUUCAAUGCAACCAAAACGAAUGCUUCAUCUGGAUUUAAAAUCAGCUAACGUGCUGUUGGACGCUACGCUAAACGUUAAGGUUUCUUACUCUUAA